UCUCAUCGUGUCGUCUCAUUUCUCACGUAUAUUACUCGAGAAGAGGACCAGUACUUUACGCACGUCCUUACGUAAUAAAGGAUGGUAUGGCGGCGCAGACAGACGGUCGGAUACCGGAUACUUUUCGUUACAGCUAUACCAGUUAUGUACUUUGCUUGCAUCGCUAUAAUGGAACUGUUUUCUGACAAUACGACAAAUUUGGAUUAUACAGCAGACUGGCGAGGACGUAAAUUACUGCAAUCGAGCGAGCUCGAGCAAUUUAAAAACGACAGUUACAAUUGUACAUCGCCGGCGAUCAAAGAAUUUCCGUCCGACGGUCUUACGCGGCAACAAAGACGUGCAGGAUUCAUAAUAAUCCAUUUCAUCAUCGCUAUUUAUUUGUUUUUACUACUUGCCAUUGUGUGCGACGACUAUUUCGUUCCCUCUAUUAAGAAAAUUUGCGAGAAGCUUAAUGUCACCGAAGAUGUGGCUGGUGCUACUGUAAUGGCGGCUGCGAGUUCGAGUCCGGAAUUAUUCAUCAACAUCGUUGGUACCUUCGUAACGGAAGGCGAUUUGGGGGUUGGCACCAUUGUUGGUUCUGCAGUAUUCAACAUACUAGCCGUGCCUGCGUGCUGUGCGUUAUUCGCAAACGAGGUCCUGAAUCUGGAGUGGUGGCCCGUAUCGCGCGACUCACUGGCUUACGCCUUCACAGUACUUCUCCUGAUCCUGACUCUGUGGGAUGGACGUGUUGAAUGGUACGAAGCACUCAUCCUCGUCGCUUGUUACAUUUUAUAUAUAUCAGCAAUGUGUUUCAAUCGUCGUAUCAACAAUUUCAUCAGACGAAUUACGUCUAGGAGAAAAAAAUACAGAAAUAUCUGCGAGGAGAGUCCCCUUCUGCCAAAUCACCUCGUCAAAGAAACGGAGAUGAAUGGAUUUAGUUUGAGUGAUCAGGACGAAUCAGACGAUAUUGUGAACAUGACAACCUGGCCAAGCUCUAUAUGCGAAAAGAUAUGGUGGGUUAUCACUUGGCCCAUUAAUCUGGCAUUACUUGUUACUAUUCCCGAUUGUAGAAGAAGCAAGCUGAAAUCUUGGUAUCCUUUUACAUUCAUCAUGUGUGUAAUGUGGAUUGCGUCUUCAUCCUACGUUAUUGGAUGGGUCAUCACUAUUAUCGGCGAUACCUUUGGGAUUCCUGAUUCUAUUAUGGGUUUAACAUUUCUCGCAGCGGGAAUGAGUGUACCUGAAGCAGUAUCGAGUGUUAUCGUGGCCAAUCAAGGUUAUGGAGCUAUGGGGAUAAGUAAUUCGAUCGGAUCAAAUGUAUUUGAUGUGUUACUGUGUCUCGGAUUUCCAUGGUUCAUCAAGGCAGCACUACUGCCAAAAGUAGCUGGACAGUAUUAUAUUCAGAUUAAUUCUCAAGGUCUAGUUUAUAGCUCAGUAUCUCUUUUCUCUACGUUAAUUAUCUUAUAUGGGGCUUUAUUUAUUAACAAAUUCAUAUUAAAUCGCACAGUUGGAAUUAUCUGUCUCGUUAUGUACGCCAUAUUUUUGAUAUUUGCAUCUAUCGUAGAACUUAACACAUUUUUUAUUGUUAAUUUACCAAUAUGUGUUGACUAAUAAUAUUAGAUUUAUGAAAAAAUAAGGUCCUAUAAUUAAGAUGACUAACUAAAGGAAAAAGGAAGGAAAUUCCUCCUUUUCAAUCAUAUUACUUUCUUCCUCCUAUUUGCCAUAAAAAUCGUAGAAAUUCCUUUCUUUUCAAAAUUAUUAAAUGAAAACAAUGAAUUGAGAAUAAAGAACAGAGAAAAUCUUUUUAGUUUAGCUUUGUAAUACAUAAAAAUCCUUGCUAACCAAGCAAAAAUGUUGUGACAAAGAUAGAUGCCUCACGGUCAUAGCUUUCUUUUAUCUAGAUGGGCUGCAUUUAAAAAUUGUAUUUGUCGGGUAGAGUUACUUUGAGUGACUAAUUAGGAUGAAGAAAUAUUGAAAUUUCUUGAUACUGUAAAGGCUGUGUUGAUAAUGCAAUACAAUUUUAAGGAUGUGCAAUGUUAGGACUUUUACAGCAAUGUUGUAAAUAAUAAAACAUUGUUAGACUUUGGAAGACAAAAGCGAAAUAUAAAGACAAGAAAGAAAACAAA
Molecule: messenger RNA, 2102 nt
Organism: Solenopsis invicta (red fire ant)
Lineage: Eukaryota; Metazoa; Arthropoda; Insecta; Hymenoptera; Formicidae
Product: sodium/potassium/calcium exchanger 3
Exons: 9
Coding region: 82-1587 (501 amino acids)
Biological process (GO): intracellular calcium ion homeostasis; calcium ion transmembrane transport
Cellular component (GO): membrane
Molecular function (GO): calcium, potassium:sodium antiporter activity; calcium channel activity
Source: RefSeq, a predicted model, not a curated record